Triticum aestivum (bread wheat) is the source of this 1088-nucleotide messenger RNA. RefSeq names its product peptidyl-prolyl cis-trans isomerase FKBP20-1. The transcript has 6 exons. Gene Ontology annotation, cellular component: cytoplasm. Gene Ontology annotation, molecular function: peptidyl-prolyl cis-trans isomerase activity. Gene Ontology annotation, biological process: protein peptidyl-prolyl isomerization. The record is from RefSeq and is a predicted model, not a curated record. Bases 283 to 843 code for a protein of 186 amino acids. NCBI's taxonomy places the organism in Eukaryota, Viridiplantae, Streptophyta, Magnoliopsida, Poales, Poaceae.
UCGACGGAGGGCAUCCUCACGCGAAACCAUCCUCUGAUUCCCCCUCCCCUCGUCCCAUCCAGAUCUUUCUGUCAUCGUUUCUCCCCCCACUCCGAAUCCCUCCCUCCUCUCUCUGUGAAGGUACGUGCCGCACGCCCGCAUCCAUCUUCCUCCUCUCCGCACACCCCUUCUAAUCCCAACACCACACCCAUCCGCUCAGCAGGUCCUCACCGACGUGCCCGCCGCCACGGCCCUCCCUCCAAAUCGUCGCCGACCCGAGAAUCUCCGUUCAACAGCAAGGUCAUGGCAGAAACCAUAGAUCUAACAGGGGAUGGAGGCGUUCUUAAGACGGUGGUCAGAAAAGCAAAGGAUGAUGCUAUAAGCCCAUCUGAUAGCCUUCCAUUGGUUGAUGUUCAUUAUGAAGGGACACUUGCUGAAAAUGGCGAAGUUUUUGACACCACACAUGAAGACAAUUCUAUUUUUUCAUUUGAAGUUGGCCAGGGAGCUGUCAUUAAAGCAUGGGAUAUAGCCUUAAGAACUAUGAAAGUUGGCGAGAUUGCAAAAAUAACAUGCAGGCCGGAAUAUGCGUAUGGAAGUCCAGGCUCGCCGCCAGAGAUACCAGCGAAUGCAACACUCAUUUUUGAGGUGGAAUUACUGGCUUGCAAGCCAAGGAAAGGUUCAAGUCUGGGCAGUGUAUCUGAUGAGAAAGCCAGGCUAGAGGAGCUUAAGAAACAGCGGGAGCUGUCUGCCGCCACCAAAGAGGAAGAGAAGAAGAAGAGGGAGGAGGCAAAGGCCGCGGCAGCGGCUCGUGUGCAAGCCAAACUUGACGCCAAGAAGGGCAAGGGAAAAGGAAAGGGCAAAUAGAUUACUCCCAACUGAUGUAUUAGUCGUUGCAUUUGCUGCUGAGUGCUACUGUUGUAACCUACUCCCUCCGUCUCAUCAAAAAACAUUUUACAUUAUGGGAUGUAGUAGUAGAAAAUAAUCUGCACAAAGCAUAGAUUGCCUGUUGCCUUGUUGGCUACUGUGCUUCGGGGGAGAUGGCGUAUGUUGCCCAGCACCAGCCUUACUGAAAACAUUAAAUAAUCACAGCAAUCUUCUCUUGGUUUUUA